Messenger RNA from Eimeria necatrix, 1425 nucleotides. Its product is annotated as TCP-1/cpn60 family chaperonin, putative. Gene Ontology annotation, biological process: protein folding. NCBI's taxonomy places the organism in Eukaryota, Apicomplexa, Conoidasida, Eucoccidiorida, Eimeriidae. The transcript is spliced from 10 exons. Bases 1 to 1425 code for a protein of 474 amino acids. The record is from RefSeq and is a predicted model, not a curated record. Gene Ontology annotation, molecular function: ATP binding; ATP-dependent protein folding chaperone; ATP hydrolysis activity. Gene Ontology annotation, cellular component: chaperonin-containing T-complex.
AUGAGUCACAUGCUGCACGCGCCCAUUAUCCUGCUGAAGGAGGGAGCAGACACCUCGCAAGGCCGCAGCCAAAUCAUCAGCAACAUAAAUGCCUGCCAGGUUAUCGUGGACAUCGUCAGGUCCACUCUAGGGCCGCGGGGCAUGGACAAACUGAUAGAGGGGGAACACGGAGUGGCCACUGUCACCAACGACGGCGCCACAGUGCUGAAGCUGCUGCAGGUCAAACACCCCGCAGCAGCACUGUUGGUGGACAUUGCCCAGAGCCAGGACCUCGAGGUGGGGGACGGGACGACUUCGGUGGUGGUUUUGGCGGGAGAGCUUUUACAAGAAGCAAAAACUUUCAUUGAAGAUGGAAUGGCCCCUCAAGUCAUUGUCAAGGGUUUCAGAGCCGCCAGGGACCUCCUGGUGGUGGAGGCGGUGGAGCUGGUGGGCCCCGAGGGCAGCCGGGAACUGCUGGGAGUCAAGAAAGAGGGGGGCGGGAGUUUGGGAGAAAGCAAAUUGGUGAAAGGAAUUAUUUUCAAAAAGACUUUUUCUUACGCGGGCUUCGAGCUGCAGCCGAAGCAGCAGCAGCAGCCGAAGGUGCUGCUGCUGAACUUGGAGCUGGAGCUGAAGGCGGAGAAGGAAAACGCCGAAGUCCGCGUCGAUAACCCCCAGGAUUACCAAGCUGUGGUUGACGCGGAGUGGGACAUCAUUUACGAAAAGCUCCAGGCCAUUGUCGACAGCGGGGCCACAGUGGUCUUCUCCAAACUGCCCAUUGGAGACCUCGCCACUCAGUUCUUCGCAGACCGCGACAUCUUCUGCGCCGGAAGAGUCGAAGAGGCCGACUUGGAAAGAGCCGCGAAAGCCACCGGCGCGAAAAUCCAGUCCACAGUUUACGGGCUUUCUCCCGACGUUUUGGGGAGCUGCGGGCGGUUUGAGGAGGUGCAGGUGGGCAGCGAGCGGUACAACUUGCUGAGCGAAUGCCCGGGGGCCCAGUCCGCCACUUUGCUGCUGCGGGGGGGGGCCCCCCAGUUUUUGGAAGAAGCAGAAAGGUCUUUGAAUGAUGCUUUUAUGAUGGCGUUGUCGCGGCACAUUCGGGACAUAAGUCGGGGAAUUUCCGGAAAACAACAAUUAGUUUUCAGAUCUUUUGCAAAAGCUCUCGAAGCAAUUCCGAAGGCGCUGACGCGCAACGCGGGUUUCGACUGUACAGACACCCUAAACCGCCUGCGCCAGAAGCACGCGGCCGCCAACAACGAGGCGUGCUGGAUGGGCGUGGACUGCGUGGGGGGUGGGAUCGUCGACUCCAUGGCAGCACAUGUGUGGGAACCUGCUGCAGUGAAGCAGCACGCAAUUGCUGCAGCAACAGAAGCUGCUUGUUUGCUGCUUUCCAUCGACGAAACCAUCACCCAGCCCAACCCCCAAGACAGGAAGGGGGGCCCCCACUGA